Diachasmimorpha longicaudata is the source of this 1225-nucleotide messenger RNA. RefSeq names its product E3 ubiquitin-protein ligase CHIP (gene STUB1). Lineage: Eukaryota; Metazoa; Arthropoda; Insecta; Hymenoptera; Braconidae. The coding region runs from base 296 to 1219 and encodes 307 amino acids. The transcript is spliced from 4 exons. Gene Ontology annotation, cellular component: Z disc; cytoplasm. Gene Ontology annotation, molecular function: ubiquitin protein ligase activity; protein-folding chaperone binding. Gene Ontology annotation, biological process: protein quality control for misfolded or incompletely synthesized proteins; positive regulation of proteolysis; protein polyubiquitination. The record is from RefSeq and is a predicted model, not a curated record.
UUCCCCCUCCGCCCUUUGAUAACAAGGAAAAAUCGAAAUCGUUGGGUAAGGUUAGGUGCUGACAAUUUUUACCUGAAAUGAUCCGAAAAACACAAGUGGAGAACACAUCGAGUUUCAAUGCUGCCAAAAAGUGAAAUGGCGUCAAAGUUGGGGGGCUAAACCUGAGAUUGAAGAAUUCCGCGAAAAUACUGAAUUAAAAAAGACAAAACUGAAAUUGUGGAGUGCGCAGUUCGUUGAGUGUGUGUUGUUUUUAUAGGACUGUUUAAUAAUCAAGUUUAUCGAUAGUACAUUUAAAAUGAGUAAAAUGUACUCAACAGCUAAUUUAACGGAUAAGGAACUCAAGGAACAGGGUAAUCGUUUAUUUGGCCUCCACAAGUAUGAAGAUGCAAUUAAUUGUUACACAAAAGCUAUUAUAAAAAAUCCAGGACAGGCUCAAUAUUUUACAAAUCGUGCAUUGUGCCAUUUGAAGCUGAAGAGAUGGGAUUCUUCGUGCCAAGACUGUCGACAUGCUUUGGAUAUGGAUCCUUGUUUGGUCAAGGGACAUUUUUUCCUUGGAUUAGCCCUCCUGGAGAUGGAAGCUUACGAUGAGGCUAUUAAACACUUGCAGCGAGCUGUUGAUUUGGCAAAGGAGCAGAAGCUCAAUUACGGAGAUGAUUUAACAAGCGUCCUCAGACAGGCCAGAAAACGUAGAUUUCAGUUGAGAGAAGAGCAACGUCUGGCACAGGAUAUCGAAUUGCAAACAUAUUUGAAUCAAUUGAUUAUCCAAGAUGCUGAAAGAAGAUUAACUGCUUUGGAAGAGCAACAGGCGUCCGUAUCAACAGAGCGUGAGGAGGCUAGUGCUGAGGCUGACAACGGAGAAGAGGCUUCAGCUAGUGAUUUAGCGGCUUCAGUCGCUCGACUUGAAAUUGAGAAUAAAAAAGAGACUUCGAUUACGAGAUUGAACGAUUUGUUUGCCAAAGUUGAUGAGAGACGCAGGAAAAGAGAAGUCCCUGAUUACCUCUGUGGCAAAAUAAGUUUUGAGAUUCUGCAGGAGCCAGUAAUAACCCCUAGUGGAAUAACAUACGAGCGGAAAGACAUUGAGGAACAUCUUCAACGUGUGGGGCACUUUGAUCCAGUAACACGUGUUCGUCUCACUCAAGACCAGUUGAUCCCAAAUCUUUCGAUGAAGGAAGUAGUUGACUCGUUUUUGCAGGACAACGAGUGGGCUUUGGACUAUUAAUAAGUA